AUGACUCUGCCCAAGCCGGGGACCUACUACUUCCCCUGGGAGCUCAGCCAGGCUCCCGACGGGGACGCCCUGCGGACGUUUGGCAGGUUGAGCCUCUACGACGUGACCGAGUCCCGAGCGACGCUGACGGCUCAGCAGGGCUCGGAGCAGCACCAGGUCCUGGUGUGCACCAAGCUGGUGGAGCCGUUCCAGGCCCAGGCGGGCUGCCUCUACCUGGUGCUCGGGGAGCUGGACCAGCAGGAGGGCCGCCCCGUGGUGCGGGCCCGCGUGCUGACGUGCGUGGAGGGGCUGCGCCUCCCGCUGCUGGAGCGGGCCGUCGGGGAGCAGAGGCUGUACCUGCGGGGCCGGGGCGGCCGCCCCUAG
Pipistrellus nathusii (Nathusius's pipistrelle) is the source of this 363-nucleotide messenger RNA. Lineage: Eukaryota; Metazoa; Chordata; Mammalia; Chiroptera; Vespertilionidae. The record is from the annotation of a GenBank genome assembly.